AUGCUCGGGGUAUACCAUCGAGGUACCUCACAUAGUGCCAAUAAUCUAAGUGCGGUGCUGCAAGAUCAGAAAAACAACUGCGGAGUAGAAAUUGCUCAUCCACAUAAAACAGCCGAUGCGGGGAACGCUUUUGGACCACAUAACCCAGACGUCCUACAAGGUGUUUUCCGACUAUCGAUGACGCUUCUUGCAGAGAGAAAGCACGAAGAAGCUCAGAUCAUGUAUAAACAGGGCCUAAGGGCAAUGGAACAGGCUCCUGGGCCAGAUCAUCCAGAUGCUCUCAGCAGUAUAAAUUUGCUCGGCGAAACACUUCUCGAUCUAGAAAGGUAUGCCGAAGCGGAGGCUAUUUGUCGACGUACAUUGGUGGGCAGAGAGAAAGCUCUAGGAGUAGAUCAUCCAGCGACCCUUACGGCCGCCGAUAACCUUGGUCUGACACUGUAUCAUCAAGGAAAGUACGAAGAAGCGGAGAUAAUAUUUCAAUCUACACAGGCGGGUAGAAAGAAAUUGUUUGGAAUAUAUCAUCCAGAUACCCUGCUGAGCGCCCUUCGCCUGGGUAUGACGCUGCUUGAUCGGAAAAAGUAUGGAGAAGCUGAGAUCACCUAUCGGCAUGCCCUAGGGGUUAUGGAGAAUGCCCUGGGGCCUGAUCAUCCGGGGGUCCUCAACAGCAUGAAUACGUUAGGGGAGACACUGCUUGAUCUGAAAAGGUAUAGCGAAGCGGAAGCCAUGUGCCGUCGUGCGGUGGUGGGUAGAGAGAAGAUACUUGGACCAGAUCAUCGAGAUACCCUACUUAGUGUCAAUAAUCUUGGUCUGGCACUGCGUCAUCAGGACAAGCACCACGAAGCGGAAAUUAGUUAUCGACGUGCACUGAUUGGUACGGAGAAGACGCUUGGGCUUGACCACCGAGAUACUCUAGUGUGCAUGUACAAUCUUGCUGGAGCGUUGCACAAACAGAGAAAGUACGAUGAGGCGGAAAUGAUGCACCGGCGUGGGCUGGAAGGUCGGGAGAAGGUUCUAGGGCUGGGUCAUCGACACACCCUUCGUACCCUUAUCAAACUAGGCACCGUGCUGUACGAGAAGAGAAAAUACGAUGAAGCGGAAGUAAUGUAUCGACGCGCAGUUACGGAGGCAGCGAGAGCUCUAGGGCCAGACCAUCCUGUAACUCUACAAAACUAUCACCAUCUCUCGAUGUUUCUCUAUUCCCGAGCGACGCGCCCCUUGGAUGAUGCACCAUGAUGGCGAUGCAGGGUUUACUUUCGCUCCCCGCCGUAAUCAUAUUUGCUAUUUCCUCAUACAUAAAUUCUCUCUCAUUCAAUUUCCGAAAUAUCCACCUUUUUUUACGUCAGAUUCCUUGGUGAGGGUGUUAAAUGGUUCAAUUUUUUUGAUUAAUACUCGCUUGUCUUCGCGAUCAUGAUUUGGGCAACUACUGCAAUGUUCUGGGAAUAUUCCUAUUGAGAGGGCCUUUCUCUGUGUUGGUUAUUUGACUCAUUUCUCUUCUUGAUUGUUUUAGGCUUUUAUUUCCUGU
Tuber melanosporum (Perigord truffle) is the source of this 1522-nucleotide messenger RNA. RefSeq lists its product as uncharacterized. NCBI's taxonomy places the organism in Eukaryota, Fungi, Ascomycota, Pezizomycetes, Pezizales, Tuberaceae. Bases 1 to 1233 code for a protein of 410 amino acids. Gene Ontology annotation, molecular function: protein binding. The record is from RefSeq and is a predicted model, not a curated record. The transcript has a single exon.